AUGAAGAUACAAUCAUUAGUUCCUAUUAAACUAUUCCUGACGAGCCGACCUAUGAAGAUACCGUCAACAUCAACUGCGAAUUCUCUGACGACAUUUUUCCUCCACGAAGAAGAUACUGCUGAUGAUAUCCUCACUUACGUCCACAAAGUAGUGAGCAGUGCUCUACCAGAUGACCCGGAGUUUCAAGGAGAUAUUAUCAAUCAAGUUUUGGCGAAGGCUUCCGGGUCAUUUCUCUGGGUAAAAGUGGUGCUCGAAACACUACAGGAUAAAUGGCACACAAAGGAAGAACGUAUUAACUGA
Molecule: messenger RNA, 300 nt
Organism: Pseudogymnoascus destructans
Lineage: Eukaryota; Fungi; Ascomycota; Leotiomycetes; Thelebolales; Thelebolaceae
Exons: 1
Coding region: 1-300 (99 amino acids)
Source: RefSeq, a predicted model, not a curated record